Molecule: messenger RNA, 1813 nt
Organism: Drosophila albomicans
Lineage: Eukaryota; Metazoa; Arthropoda; Insecta; Diptera; Drosophilidae
Product: corticotropin-releasing factor-binding protein
Exons: 7
Coding region: 602-1654 (350 amino acids)
Biological process (GO): hormone-mediated signaling pathway; negative regulation of corticotropin secretion; negative regulation of corticotropin-releasing hormone receptor activity
Molecular function (GO): corticotropin-releasing hormone binding
Source: RefSeq, a predicted model, not a curated record
CGGCAGCGUUGACGUUUCGUCGCCAAAACACACACAAUACAAAAAAUAAUACGGAAAUCGCGCCUUUACCGCAGUUCGCAUUGAAAUCGUUUCGCUUCACUUCGGUUUCAGUUGAGUUCAGUUCGUAUCCCUUUUAUCCUUUGGCGUGUAACGUGUAACGGUUCCUUGUGCCAAUUCAAAACGCGUUUAAGCCGCAAGUGCGAUUUACUGUACUCGCUGUCCGUGUGUGUCUCUGUGUGUGUGUGUGUGUGGCACGCUCGUCAAUUCUCUAAUCAACUUAUUCGUUGCGUGAUUCCUUCCGCGCGCUAAUCCCUUUAAUCAGAUUAGCAGCACCUAACAAAAAAAAGUACUGGACACAGGACAACGACGACAACGACGUGGACCACAACACGACGCUUGACGCUUUUGAAAUUUGGCGCUCACGCUCUUGGUGCUGCGAAAUUGCUUUAGGCCGUCGGUUAAUUGAAACCCCAGUCAACGAGCCAACGAGCCAACGACCGCAAACGGCGGCAAUUGGCUAUUUAACGCCCGCAGUUUCGCAUUUUAUUUUCUAACAGCCAACAACAGGAGAACCAAAAGGUUUUCUUUUUCGGGGUACGGAAUGAAGCUCGUGGUUUAUCUCUACUUGUCCAUGAUUGUGCUGGGCGUACAGGCCUGGCCAACAGUGAAGCGUUCUUUUGAGCUGUAUCCAGGCGCGGCAAUGCCCUACAACGAGCACAGAAUCUCAGAUUGCAUGCAUGUGACCUCCGAACCAGGUGAUUUCAUUUUCAAGAAAUCAGCGCCAUCGCCAGCAGCGUCUCCCUUGGCCGGACUCAAUUUCAGUCCAAACGCCGACCUGCUCGAGUUGGGCAACGAGGAGUUGGAGGCAGCUGCCGUUGCUGCCGCAGCCGCAGCUGCUGCUGCCACAGCGGUAACAGCGGAGACCGUGUGUGGCCUCUAUGUGAUUGGCGAACCCGACACGAUUGUCGAAAUCACCAUGAAGCACUACGAUGUCAACUGCGAGACGGGCGGACUAAUGGCGUUUGUGGAUGGUUGGGAGCUGAAUGGCGAAUACUUUCCGGCUGUCAAGGAUCAUCAUCGAGUUCUCGAAGAUCGCGUCUAUGAGUUUUGCAACAACAACAAACAAUGGCCACGCUACAGCAACAAGAAGUUCUUCCGCUCAAGUCAGAAUGCUGCCUUGCUUCAAUAUCGCAUACCAGGACGUGGAUCCUUUGUGGCCAACGUGCGUUUCCACAAGAUAACCCAACCCUGCAAUGUGCUGGUUCAGGAUACCGCUGCUGUCUAUAAGAUGUCCAACUUUGGACACGCUCGCAACUGCACGCUCUCGGCACUCUUUCCGGCUGCCAUCUCGCUGGGCAAUCUGCGCAUUGGGAGCAAGAGUGUGCGUGCUCAGGAUAAGGUUAACUAUGAUUGCCAUCUGCUUGAGGAUCGCUUGGAGAUUGGCGGCUCGGCUGGCCUGGACACCAGCAGCAUGGAGUUGGCCAGCUCGGUUUGUGGCGCCAGCGCUGAACUGGGUCCCGAGCAGGCCAUCUACUGUGGCGUGACCAGUGUGCGAUUGGUGUCGACGGGACGCUAUCAGAAUCAGGCAGCGGUCAUCGUACGCAAGUCGGAUGAACAUGAUCUGGACAUUGCCACGCUGAUGUGUGCGCUCUAAGCGGCUUAACUGGAUUAAUUGAUGUUGAUGUUGAUAAACUGUUGGAUGAGGCCGGCACAAUGAUUACAAUUUCACAUUUGUAAAUAUGUAUGUGGUUGGAAGAUAGCGAUAAUGAGAUAUGGAAAGAGAGAGAGAUAAGGAGAGCGAGAGCGAGCAAAC